AUGUUAGAUAAUGGCGGAAAUCCGAAUCAUGGUGGCAAUAAUUGGCCGUUGCGUGGUGGUAAGGGAACGUACUGGGAAGGAGCCAUCCAUGGUCUUGGAUUCGUUUAUAGUUCUGCUAUUGCAAAAGAAAUGAGAGGAACAGUGAAUACAGAAAUGAUUCAUGUCAGUGACUGGUUUCCCACAAUAGUAAACUUAGCCGGAGGCAGUUUGAAUGGAACGAAGCCAUUAGAUGGUUUUGACCAAUGGCAAACAAUUAGUCAAGGAGCAGAAUCUCCAAGAACUGAAAUUCUCAUCAAUAUCGACCCACUGGUACCCCCACCGUCAGAUAUGGAACAUUUUGUGCAUGGUUGGAAUGGAACCUACAAUACCUCAAUGUGUGGCGCCAUCCGGGUUGGCGAUUGGAAAUUAUUAACUGGAGAUCCAGGUAAAGGGUCAUGGAUACCACCUCCUGAAUCUGGACAUCAGCCAAUUAUACCUAAUGAUAAACCCGGAAAACACGUAUGGUUAUUUAACAUCGCUGAAGACCCAACUGAGACAACAGAUUUGAGUGAAGAUAAUUUAGAUAAAGUAAUUGAAUUACUGAUAAAACUGGACGAAUAUUUGUUAACCUCUGUUCCCGUUGUAUAUCCUCCUAACGACCCCCUUUCUGACCCAUCUCUGAAUGAUGGUAUAUGGCGUCCAUGGUCGCCUGAACCAUACACUUAUCCAGGCAACCCAAAUAAUCCAAAUAAUCCAAACAUAAAAGACAACGUAUUUUAAUGUGUUACGUAUGUAGUUGACAUUCUAAAGAGUAUACCUGUAUUAUAAAUACAAAGUCAAUAAACUGUGAUUCAAGCA
Saccoglossus kowalevskii is the source of this 837-nucleotide messenger RNA. Its product is annotated as arylsulfatase B-like. Gene Ontology annotation, molecular function: sulfuric ester hydrolase activity. The record is from RefSeq and is a predicted model, not a curated record. Lineage: Eukaryota; Metazoa; Hemichordata; Enteropneusta; Harrimaniidae.